UAAACCACUCCUGCUAGUGCUGCAUAGUGUUACUGUCGACAUAUCGCAUAUGUCAGGUCACGCUGUGGACAAUGAGUAGCCUGUCAUGAUUCCGAAUGAUGGUUCUGCACAUACUAGAGAUCUAGAGAACUAGCAGCUGCUACUAGUAGUAGUACUGACAAUAGUUGGAAGUGUUUACUGUUUUGGUCACUUUUUCAAUUGUUUUGUUCAGCGUUUGUGUUUGUAUGAUCGAACGAACCCUCAGAGCUGUUACAUCGAACAGUAAUAUAUGACUAAUAAUCACUAGUACCGGUAGUGAUAAGAGCGUGGGCCAUCAUGGAACCGUCAGCGAAGGUAGCGCGACCAGAACCCCUACUGUCUAGGUUGAACAACGGCGAGAAUGUGCUCUGCGCCGAAGGCUAUCUGUUUGCAUUUGAGCGGCAAGGCUACCUCACAGCCGGUUCAUUCGUGCCGGAGGUUGUCAUCGAGUAUCCUCACCUGGUGAAGCAGAUGCACCUUGACUUUGUACGAGCCGGUUCGGAUGUUGUGGAAGCGUUCACAUACUAUGCCCAUCGGGAGAAGUUGCGUAUCAUUGGACGUGAAAAUGAUCUGGAGCAGAUGAACAGAUCGGCACUCAGAAUAGCCAAGGAUGUGGCGACCUCCACUGGAACUCUGAUGGCUGGCAACAUUUGCAACACAAACAUUUACGAUCCAACCGACCCGGAAAUGAUCGAGAAGUCACGGGGAAUCUUUGAGGAGCAGGUCAAGUGGGCAGUCGAGGAAGGAGCGGAUUACAUCAUUGCUGAGACCUUUGGAAUGCAGGCGGAAGCUCUGCUGGCGUUGGAAGCAAUCAAAGCACAUGAUAUACCGGCCGUGGUGACCAUGACUCCUAACUUGGACGACGACACCACGAUAGAUCCCGGAGAGAAGAUCCCGGUUGCGCAGGCGCUCCGUACUCUUGAAGAGCACGGCGCUGAUGUGGUCGGGGUCAACUGCUGGAGAGGACCGGCUACCAUGCUGCCACUCAUGGAGAAGGUGAGGCGGGCAUGCAAGGGUCAUGUUGCUGCCCUUCCCGUGCCCUACCGUACCACUCCACAGCGCCAGUCGUUUUUCGUGCUGAAGGAUCUUGCGACCGAGUCACAGCUCUCCUUCCCGUGCAACCUGGAUGAGCACUUGGCAACUCGACGAGCCAUGGCCGACUUUGCCGUCAAGGCCAAUGAGAUGGACAUCAAGUACCUGGGCAUCUGCUGUGGUAAUAGCCCCGGGCACAUGCGCAGCCUUGCUGAAGCACUGGGCCGGCGGCCAGAGGCGUCCAAGUACUCUGCCGACAUGAGCAAGCACUUCAUGCUGGGUUCCGACUCUAGUCUGAAGGAAGCCAACACCAAGACCCUGCACCAGAAACUCUAUGGAGCAGCAGAGCCCGAAGAGGAGUGAUGUGUUUUCCACCAUUCCUACUCCUUGUUGCACUAAGGCACUGUUGUGCUCAUUGGAGGUGUUGAUUGAAUGGCUGUCUAUCGUUUUCUAUGUCAAAUGAUCUUAUUGCUUCUUUUUUAAUUCUAGUCCACUCAUUUUGUAGGAGUAAUGGGCAGUUGUGGAUCAGAUGCCUUUUAGCUUUCAACUUUCUUUUCGUAUUUUCGAAGCUGCAAAGCAACAUUAAAUUGUGUUUGUGAA
Molecule: messenger RNA, 1650 nt
Organism: Sycon ciliatum
Lineage: Eukaryota; Metazoa; Porifera; Calcarea; Leucosolenida; Sycettidae
Product: betaine--homocysteine S-methyltransferase 1-like
Exons: 4
Coding region: 316-1413 (365 amino acids)
Molecular function (GO): zinc ion binding; methyltransferase activity
Source: RefSeq, a predicted model, not a curated record